AUGGCGAACAAAAAAGUUUUCUUAAUAUUCCUAAUCUGUAUUAAUUUUUCACACGUAAAAAGUGAUAGUUUAUUCGAGAGGUCCUAUGAAUAUGUAGUUAAUUUUGGGAGGAAUGUGGCGCCGAGUAUUUUGUCGAUUCUGGAAUGUUUUGGGGAAAAUGGCGGGGACUCGUGGUUGUGUGCGCGGGAAAAGGCGGGAAAACUGUUUGACAGCUGGGACAAGGAGGUUGAGAAGCAGAGGAUGUUAUGGGCAGAAGCGGCAGAUGCUGAGGUGGUGUCAUCAGGGAGAUCCUUCGAGGAGCUACCUUCCAAGCUCGGCAGGGAGGUGGAACUGUCCCUGACUGUUGUAACAGACCUUGUAGAAAACGGGGUGGCCAGAGCAUUAGCAAGAAAGAAGCACCACGACAGCGGAGGUAUCGACAGCAUAACUAUCUCAACGUCUGACGGAGAGAAGAAGAAAAAGAUGAAGAAGAAAAAACAGAAACCGGCAAAGAUCCAUCUCAUUCAACCUGUUAUGAUGUCAAAUAAAAUGGAGGAGAAAGGUCCAAAGAGGGUCCAGUCUUGGGUUAUAGGGGACUCUGAGGGAUAUAGAAGUAAUUUAGGGGUGCAAGAGGGCUAUAGUAAUCACCAGAGGAAAAAGGCCUAUCGAAGUGUUGCAGAGGUUACGGAUCAAAGUAGUAGUAGUAUAGAUCAAGAUAGUGUUACUAGUCAUACAAAUGAUGAGAAGAGUAAUAGAAGUAAUAUUGAGGUUGCAGAUGAAACUGAAAGGGAUGGUUUUGAGAACGGGGGCUAUAAAGGGGUGAUUGUGAAAAGGGAUAGGAAAGGAAGGGGUAUUUUGACUCAAAUGUGGGAUAUAGGGCAUAAAGCAUUAGAUGCCGUAGCCGAGCAUGCAAUAGAUAGUGAAAAUAUAGAGAAUGGUCUUGAUGAUCGAAGUUCUUUUGAAGAACAAAGAGGCAAAAAGAAGAAGAAAAAGAAGGCAAUCCUGAAACUAUUGAUUCUGGGCGCCGUGCUGAAGGCGAAGAUCGGGACGCUGCUGCAAAUCCUGUCAUUUAAAUUACAGGUCAAAUUCUUCAUAAUAGCGCUGAUCGGCCUCGGAAUCAAUCUGGCGCGCUUCUGGGUCGAACUGAAGAACAAGCAUAACCAGCAACCUCAAAAGGUGAUAUAUUACGAGCACGCCCAGCAUCAGCACCACUACGAGCAUGAGGAGGAACCAGGCUGGGGGCCCCCCUGGUCCCGAAGCAUCGAACCUGAGGAAGCAGAGGCAGACUUAGAAGAUAACAUUAACACCCCGUACAGAGCGCAUCAGAAGAAGGCCGUAGUCUACCCCACCAGGCCGCUUCUAACUCUAUCUUAGUUAUUUAAUUAAUUUAAGUUGAAAAAAGUCAGUAAAAUUUUA
Molecule: messenger RNA, 1395 nt
Organism: Pararge aegeria (speckled wood butterfly)
Lineage: Eukaryota; Metazoa; Arthropoda; Insecta; Lepidoptera; Nymphalidae
Exons: 7
Coding region: 1-1353 (450 amino acids)
Source: RefSeq, a predicted model, not a curated record